Messenger RNA from Eimeria mitis, 1821 nucleotides. RefSeq lists its product as uncharacterized. The record is from RefSeq and is a predicted model, not a curated record. Lineage: Eukaryota; Apicomplexa; Conoidasida; Eucoccidiorida; Eimeriidae.
AUGAACCAGGCCUUCGCUGCAGGGCCUGAGUUGCCGCCUUUGCCACUUCACCACAACUCAGGGCCGUAUUGGCGCUUUGACGGGCGGGAGGCUGCAGAGAAUCUACCCAGCUUAAACGGUUCCGAUAUACAGGCGGAGAAUAUACGGGUACAGCACCGGGUGCGAUCAAGGGCCGGUUCCACCAUAUCUUGGCUUAUCUUCGCCGUUGCUGUAGGUGUGUCUGUGUUGUUUUCACUUUGCGGUUUCGUUCAAAAAAUCAAUGGAGGUGCCACAGUCAGGCGACUUGCAGCUGGUGACGAAAGACAUGGGUCUCCUUCCUCGCAAAACCCACUAUUUGACGCCGUCAACUGGACUAAUCUGGAUGCAGAAGAACUCGCGUCGCUUUGCGCUCAACUGGGUGAGUGGAAUCCUGCUGCUCCUCUCCACGACGUUUCAACCGCAUCAGAUGUUCUUUCAGAGGUUGUUUCAAGAUCUGAAGAGGAGGGGCCCGAAAGCGCACCCCCACUUCUUCAACCGGCGACCGCCUCGCGUAUGACGCCGGCACUUCAAUUCGCUCAACAAAGUAAUAUUGGAGUGGGUGGAGACAAGCAUCUGCAAAUCGGUUCUGGUGAGACGGCUGCGGCUCGCGGUUGGGAGGCUGAUGCAUCUGCGGGCGAGGGCGAGGCCACUGUAGGGAGAGCUCGCGCUCCUGAGGGUAGCGUUGUGCAAAUUCAUCCAGGGGCUAUUCAGCAUAGGGUUGGCGACUUCCCUACAAGCAUAUUCCCCCCCGGUGUUUCGUUUUUGCCUAGCCUUUUUGCUCAUCACCCCGGGGUUGAAACCCAGGGUUUGUGGGGACAGAGUUCGCAGCAGGCGCUGCCGGCGCUCCCCCCUCUCCAACGUUUACAGCGCCAGCGCAAAAUGCUGCAUCCGGGUGAGGCGGUUGGAGCGGCCUCACCUGAGCUUUUACAUCAGAGCUUUGAUGAAGCUUCAACACUGUCAGCAGCGCCACGGUCCUCUGGAGCGUCAGCCAAGCCAGAUGGAUCUGCGUGGGGUCAAACGCAAAUGCAUCAACGAGGGCCAGCGUCUCACGAUGAUUCGGGAAGCGGGGCACAGCAGAGGAACCUGACAAGGCGGGCGUUGCUGAUGAAACCACGUAUUUUAGCGCCCCCCAGUGGCGGGCCUACUGAAAUCAGCUCUACAGCAGCAACCGUACAGCCUUCAUAUGUGGGAUCCGAAAUAUUGGUCCAUCCGUUUGUUCGGUUGCCGACGCUGAAUCCAGAUGUAAGACCGGAAGAUAUCAUAUUAGACCAUUGGGAUGACUGUGGGAGAUAUGAGCCAUUAAUUAAUAACCUUAAAGUCAUCAGACGCAUCUCCCUGCAAGGAAUGAUCACUCUCCAGGAGGCAAAUCAAAUGGUCAGUGCCGCGCAGAAGCUAGCCACUCGCGCUCUUUUUUCUAUGGCUUCUUCUGUUGACAGCAUGAAGCCUUCUGGAGCAGCAGAAUCAUUGGGGCGUCGAUUCUUGGUGUUCAAUGCUUUCUAUGCAGUUUUGCGCGUGGUCGGGGAAACUGAAGAGCUGAGAAAAUUGUGGGACGCAAUGGUUGCGAGCGUGCCUACGAGGUACUCGCACAUUCCCCGGCUUCCUGUUGAGGGAAAGUACGGAUUCUACUAUACACUAGCAAAGCAGCUGAGUGCAGCCCUGGAAAUGUACAAGCUUGGCGGUGAGCCCGCAGAUGAAGAGAUCAUUGAACUUAAGCGUAAAAUGUUCUGUAUGAAGUUUUCUCCGAAAUGUUUUCUUGGACCCUCAUGGACCCCUUGGAGGACAGAUGACCCUCAACCCCACUAA